AUGUCUCCACUGCCAGAAAACACCCUUAUCGGCAUGUGCAAUCCUUUGUUGGACAUCCAGACCACCGUAGAGAAGUCAUUCCUCGACAAAUGGGGGCUCAAAGAAAACGACGCUAUCCUCUGCGAUGACAAGCACAACGAUAUGUUCACAGAGCUUACCAAGGACUUCACCGUCGAGUACAUUCCAGGAGGAGCUGCCCAGAAUUCCCUCCGUGUUGCCCAGUGGAUUUUGAAUAGUCCAAACCGCACCGUCUUCUUCGGAGCCGUCGGAAAGGACCAAUAUGGAGAGCUCCUAGCAACCAAAGCCAAAGAAGCUGGUGUCAAUGUGCAAUACCAGAUUAAUGAAACAGUCAAGACUGGAACCUGCGCUGCCCUCAUCAAUGGAACUCACCGAUCGCUCUGCGCCCAUUUGGCUGCUGCCAACACCUUCACCCAAGACCAUUUGCAAAAAGAGGAGAACCAGAAGAUCAUCGAGCAAGCAAAAUACUUCUACGUCACUGGAUUCUUCAUCACCGUCUGUCCACCAGCUAUCAUCCAAUUGGCCACCCAUUCCGCUGAGUUCAACAAGACCUUCACCCUCAAUCUUUCCGCUCCAUUCAUCUCGCAGUUCUUCUUCGACAAAUUGUCUGAAAUCAUCCCACUCGUUGACGUGCUCUUCGGAAACGAAGAUGAGGCUGCUGCCUUCGCAAAUGCUCAUGGAUGGGAGACUACCUGUGUCAAGGAGAUCGCCCUGAAGGCUGCUGCUCUCCCGAAGAAAUCCACCAAGCCAAGACUUGUGGUUUUCACUCAAGGACCUGAACCAGUUGUCGUUGUGGAAGGGGAUAAGGUCACCGAAUACCCAGUCACUCGUCUUCCAAAAGAAGAAAUCGUCGAUACCAACGGAGCCGGAGAUGCUUUUGUCGGAGGAUUCCUUUCCCAAUUCAUCCAAGGAAAGGGAAUCGAGGCUUCCGUUGCUUGCGGGUCCUAUGCAGCUCAAGAAAUUAUCAAGAAGCACGGAUGCACUGUGCCGUCUGUAUGCAAAUAUCACUGA
Caenorhabditis briggsae is the source of this 1029-nucleotide messenger RNA. Gene Ontology annotation, biological process: purine ribonucleoside salvage. The coding region runs from base 1 to 1029 and encodes 342 amino acids. Gene Ontology annotation, cellular component: cytosol; nucleus. The record is from RefSeq and is a predicted model, not a curated record. The transcript is spliced from 5 exons. Gene Ontology annotation, molecular function: adenosine kinase activity. Lineage: Eukaryota; Metazoa; Nematoda; Chromadorea; Rhabditida; Rhabditidae.